AACGUAGAAAAAAGGAAAUUAAAUAAUUAAAUUCAAAAUUUUCGAUCACCGACACAUACAACCCUUCAGAUAGUUCGACUCAAAUGGGUAGCACUGACAAAUCUGCCUUGUUCAACACUGGAUAAUACUUUGAAGCGUCAUCGUUGCUUUCAUUUUAUGAUUCGCUUCUAUAAACUUUACACGUUUUUUCUGAAAACUAUGGACCACGACACCCAAAAAACUGUCAAAGAGUGGUGCGUUUGCGAGAAGUGUCCGAGAGCAGUGCUGCACAUUCCGUUGGACAGCAACCUCCGCUGCCAAUUGUGUGGACUGGAGCGGCGUCCUAAAACCGAUCCCAGCUCCAGCGACGAAGAGGAGUACGCCGCCAACCUACGGCAGAAGAUGCUUCUAGAGCGACGACAUGCCGAGGAGGCGCUCCAAAGUGGUGUCCGCGUCAAGGUGCCUAAGCGAGCCAAGAAGCCAUGUUCAGUGCAGAGCUGCAAGAAGAAUUGCCUCAAGUGCGGGGGAAUGGCCAAGCCAAGAGCCGAGAAGGAGCCUUUAGCCGGGCACUUUCCAACUCCCAAAGAAGCCUUACCGAAGUGGCGUCUUGGGCUACAAACUUUAGAUCGCGCAACUUCAGUUGCGCCACCAUCAUCGCCUUCAUCUCUGAAGUCUUUGCAACCCGCAUUCGAGUCCAUGUGGGAGCCUUUGCCCAGUGACGUCACAAACCAGGUGGACAAGUCUCAUCGACACAGGGCAUUGCUUGCAAAACGUUUGGUCAUUCCCCUGAAGACACCCAUCACGGAUCCAUCUGGCGGGGCAGUCUCCAAGCGAAACAAGAGCUUAGCGUCACUUUUGCACCCUGGCACCAGCCCCCCGCUGCCACCCCUCUCAAAAGUGGUGGCCUCCAUUAUGGCUGAACAGGGGGCAGAAAAGGGCCGUGAAAAAGGUGGCGGAUUAGAACACGGUUCGAUUGAGGCCGAAAACCAAAUGGAAAGCCAGUUUUGCCCCUUUGACUCCUACGAGGGGCCGUCGGAGGAUGCACUUGUCGUAGACAGUGCCCGCAUCAUGCUGCAGAGCCCCAUGGCGCUGAACACGACCCCAUUGCUCGUCUCUUCAGACUUGGAAGAGGGCGCUAAAGAUGACUCUAAAGAUAUCAGCGGCAAUUGCAAGCACGGCCCAUCCAACAACGGCCCAUCCAACAACGGGCAGCCCAUCGCCCCGAAAACAUUCGAGUUUUUAGACUUUGAAGAGAAAGAAGUACAAGUAGGUAAGAAGAGCGAUCCUUUGGUGGAGAAGAUAUUUACGAAGUGUUUUGUGGAUCAAAUAAUAAAAGCCCUGAGCCUUUCCUGUCCUGAACCUAAUGAAGAUUGCGCUGCAGAGAACGAACAACUGAAGUCCGAAUCCGAGUCGGAGUCCAAAGGAUCAGCUAGCCCACCUAUCAAGGAUGUAUCUAAUGAACGUGUAAUUUCCUCAAAUAAAUCUCAGACCGAUGCAGAGUAUUCAAAAGUCUUAUCAAAAAAAUUGAACAGCACCCAUGGCUUGCAUGAACCCGCCAAUAGGGUGUGCAGGACAGCCGGUAUGAAGCGGGAGGGCGCAAAGCCAAUGGCUAGUGGGAUGUCUCCGGUACGGAAAUCAAAGUUAGGAGCAGAGUCCGCAUCAUCGGUGUGCGACAAAUGCGGACAUCAGCGAAACGAUGGCGAUGCUGCUAUGCCAAAUAAGAAUUCCAGAGCAAAGAGUGUCAAGCAGAUACCUAUAAAAGAACCCAAGGAAUUUGUAGGCCCCUAUCGUAGUACUAGCAAGAACGCAAUGCCAGCCAAGAAAAUCUGUCAAGUCUCUAAAGAGUUGUUCGGCAAAGAGCCAUCUUACUCAUUGAGAGUUCCAGACAAGACUGGUAAACUCUAUAGAACUUUUCACUGUUGUCCAAGAACUAAUUUAGCUAAGCAAAAAUUGAAGCGGGAAGGCCUUAAGCCGACCUGCACCAAAGAGAUGAAAAAAUAUAAGCCCGAUUCUCUUGUUAGUAAUAAUUCGAGCACACCAAUGAAAUCCGAAGAAGACCUUGAAGGCUCUUCACAGACAGUACCAGACCCAGUUUCUAAAUCCGUAUCAGACCAGAGGCUUCUCAGAAAUAUCUCAUCAGAAGGCAGCAAUCUUGAAGAAGAAUUCCACAAAACACCCGAUGCAUACCUACCUAUAGACGGAAGGACUAUACAACCGCAUAUGUUGUCGCAUAGCUGCAUGGAGAGAGAAGUCUCAAUCCAUUGGCGACGAAUCCACACCUUGGAAACAGUUUCACAUGUCUGUGGGGAGAUGCUCAAGCCUAAGAUGGCUUCACACAGAUGCACUGUCAUGGAAAAUCUCAAGAAGACCACCUUGUCGGAUCAACCUGCUACCAGUACGUCGAUCUAUGAGUUCCGCAUGCCUGACAUAGAUUCCAAUGCGUUCGAAAAGUCCGGAAUGGCUAGCCCUCCUCGUAACAUAAGCGAAACCCACAGGCGAAAUGAAGAUGGGAACAAGAGUGGGCAUGAGACACCUGUAGCUCACUCGCCAACACCAAGGCACAUGGAUCUCUUCUUAAGGAAAAUGAUGCGGAGGCCCAGUCCGCCCAUUUGUCCCGUUCCUUCAGUAAAAUACAUUAGACGAAAGAUAAGAGCACAAGAGGGUCUGAGACAGUAUGAUGUUUCGGAAUUAUCAUUUAUGCGAAAUUCGGAGAGCCUGGUGCAACACAAGGAAUCUGCAGGUGUGGUGCCUCAUGAUGAGAAACGAAUGCCUCCAUUUCAGUAUGGAAAUAUCCCAUCGAAGGCCGAUCAUCUUGAGGUGAAGCUAGGGAGACGAAUCCGGAGGGAGCAUUCGCUGGAACGCAGAUUCAAUAUGCUCGUAAAGUCCAAGUCCCAACCUCCAGAGACGAAGUCGGAGCAAGAAAAACGCAGAGAAUAUUUGCUGAAGGUGAAACUUGAAGAGAUGACGACAAAGCCAAUUCAGCUGCUGACUCCGCAUGAAGAAACAUAAAAGCUGGGAUCCACGUCGAUUACUCCAUAGAUCUUGGGAUCAUUUUCUCAUACAAAUUAGUUGCCAGAAAAGUAGAAUCUUCCAAAUAAGUUUGUUGAUUGAGGGACCACACAAAGAACUAGAGAGGCUUCUUCAAAGACGUUAAUGUCUUCCUUAGGAGUUUUGUUUUUUGUCCCAGUUUAGUUUGGUUGUUCUAUCGUUUCUAUUUUCACAAAAGACUAACUUUGAAUUGGACGAUUUUUUAGUACAGAUCUGCAAGCCAUAGAAGAAUGCCAUCAACAGUAUAUCCCAUUCGGGUGCGUUAUCGCAAUCCUGUGGCGGCUUUCAUUAGCGGACUCGCGAGUUUGGCCUAUUGGAUGGUUUACUGGUUGGCCUAUUUCAUAAUUUAUCUUUCCGGAUGUGCUAUUAUCUUGGGCCUGGUCUGGCCACGACACGCGUGGCGAGUGCUAAACUCUGUGCUGAAGCAGGAACGACACAUGGAACGACAGUUCAAAGACGAAUUAUGAGUUGUAUGUAUAUUUUUUAAUAAAACUUUCGAGCAAGAACUACAAAACGCUCAAAUACUCGUGUCUCUCACAUCAGAUCAGAUCAGAAUUGCCUAGCUUUAUUUAUAUAAUAGUUAAUUGCGUGUUACACUACUAAUUUCAUUUAUGUAGAUGUUAGUUCUGCUUUAAUUACAUUUAAAGUAAAUAUUUAUGCACAUCAAUAUGUACUUGUGUGUACUCGUUAAUAUUAUUAUCAAUUGCAAUUGUUGCUUGCACUCAACUAAAUAAGGCCGCCUUGCCCGGUGCUCCUUUGUAUACAUUUACAUAAUUGUAAGUCAAAACAAAAAUAAUAAUUGGCUAAAACAGUUUCGAAACUUGUGUACUGGCUGCCAGCUAAUAA
Messenger RNA from Drosophila miranda, 3873 nucleotides. RefSeq lists its product as uncharacterized. Lineage: Eukaryota; Metazoa; Arthropoda; Insecta; Diptera; Drosophilidae. The transcript is spliced from 2 exons. Bases 157 to 2988 code for a protein of 943 amino acids. The record is from RefSeq and is a predicted model, not a curated record.